Messenger RNA from Mizuhopecten yessoensis (Yesso scallop), 1251 nucleotides. RefSeq lists its product as uncharacterized. The coding region runs from base 184 to 1167 and encodes 327 amino acids. The record is from RefSeq and is a predicted model, not a curated record. The transcript is spliced from 3 exons. Lineage: Eukaryota; Metazoa; Mollusca; Bivalvia; Pectinida; Pectinidae.
CUAGAAUGACGUCACACAUCAAGGCACGUCAUAAUAGUAUUUGCUGCAUUGGCAACCCUCGAGUUGGCUUGUACAUAUAGAAGAAACAGUUUCUGUAAGGAAAUUGGGUUGGAUUCUAGUCAGUUAAGCUAUAACCUGAGGAUUUGACGUCGAUGGUCGUAUUUGAUCUAGUUCUCUUAGGACAUGAAUGAAAACAAGCCUAUCUGGUGUUUUGUCGACGGAAAAAUACCAAUCUUCAUCGAUAAAUCAGAAGAUGCCAAGUUUCCCAUUCUAACGAACGGUCGAAGAUACAAGAAAGAUUCCAGAGAAUGGCUUCAUAAGACAAGUAAAAAUCGAGGUAAAAACAUGAAGCGGACCGUUGAUAACAAAACAGAAACCAUGGACGACCACAAGUCAUACAGUGUCGAAAACGUCUAUGAUACUAUGGACACUGGGAAGGAAUCUGGCGGGUCGUCGCCGCCUUUAAAUUCCUUCGGAAGCAAUGCAGAUAUUGUGGUAAAUCGAAAUGGUAUUCGUCUUUCGCCUUAUCAUUUUUUUGGCAAUGAGGACAGAGAAUUGGCUCCAAACCAGAUCACCACACGCGGGUGUAUGUCUAGAUCUGAAUCCUCAAGGCGCCUUCGGAAGAGAAGGUUGUCAUGGUUAAAAACCGAGAAAAAUGAAAAUUGCUGUAUAGAGGUCGCGGAGAGAAGCAGCCAACAUGAUAUAAAGCUAGAGCAUACCCGUUUCCGACCGAUAGUAGACGCUGUAGGAUUAGGAGCAAGCGAGCUGUUGGACCCGAUGGCGGGAAAAUCUCAUGGAGAUGUUCAUGGUCAUUCUCUAGAAAUAUCCACGAGCUUUUGGUUCGAUUCGGAGGACAGCAUUGAUGACACUUGUUGGCGUGAGACGAGACAAUCAUUGUCCGACUCUUCUCUGGAGGACUUCGUUCCAGAACUGGAGGAAGGCGCUCGUCCGAUCGACCCAACCCUUAUAAGGUCUCCCGUCCCAAAGAAAAGGGAGAGAUUGACAAUAUCGGAAGAUUUUGAUCCCGAGUGCCAAAACAAUACGGACCCCUCAGGACAACUGCUGGUCAGCCAUUCCUUCCAAAGCUUGUGCAGUACCCCUCGCUGUUCUCCUUGGAACGAAACAGACUCCGAGCAGCAUCUAAGUUUACAAAGCAACGUAAACUAAUGUCACGAAUUCAGUGUGAAUCUAAGCGAACAUUUUUUGAAAAAAUACUUCAUUUGGUGAUAAUUUCAUUAAAAUGACUUAAUU